This is a messenger RNA of Pteropus alecto (black flying fox), 2707 nucleotides long. It is a transcript of the gene CFAP418, whose product is annotated as chromosome unknown C8orf37 homolog. The coding region runs from base 25 to 648 and encodes 207 amino acids. Gene Ontology annotation, cellular component: cytosol. The transcript is spliced from 6 exons. NCBI's taxonomy places the organism in Eukaryota, Metazoa, Chordata, Mammalia, Chiroptera, Pteropodidae. The record is from RefSeq and is a predicted model, not a curated record.
GAGAGAAAAACGUAACGAUUCAAGAUGGCGGAGGACCUGGACGAGCUCUUGGAUGAGGUCGAGUCCAAGUUUUGCAGACCAGACCCACUGAGCCUGAGCAUGAUCGAGCGGCCCAGAGGCUGCGGCGGCGGCAUCCUCAGCAACGACCGGAACCGAGCGAAGGCGAAAGAUAAUCUCAGAUCAGCAGAAACAUUUAAAAAAGAAGAUGAUCUUGACAGUCUUAUUAAUGAAAUAUUUGAAGAGCCCAACUUUGAUAAAAAACCCUUUAAAUUAAAAUCUAAAUCUUCAGGUAACACAUCUGUCAGAGCUUCCAUUCAAGGCCUUGGUAAAAGUUGCAGCCCAGUGUACCUCGGUGGCAGCACUGCUCCAUGUGGGAUUGGAACAACUACUUCACAGAGAGCAUGUGACCAUCUGCGUUGUACAGCAUGUGAUUUCUGGGUAGUAAGCUACGAUGACUAUAUGUGGGACAAAACAUGCGAUUAUCUGUUUUUCAGGAACAACAUGCCAGAAUUCCACAAAUUAAAAACAAAGUUGGUGAAGAAGAAAGGAACACGAGCAUAUGCCUGCCAGUGUAGCUGGAGAACUAUUGAAGAACUGACUGACCUUCAGACUGAUCAUCAGCUACGUUGGGUUUGCGGCAAACAUUAAGAAUGCAGACUUUUCACAUUCAGACAGAUGCAUCCAUGAGAGUAGUCUCCAUUAAUCAUAAUAUUUAGGAAAAGGUACAUAGCAGUAUCAUGACCUUUGGAAAAAGACAGCAAAUUUCAUUUCAUGACUAUACCAAUUUUUGAAGACCAAAUGGACCUGAGAAGAUAACGCGCUUUAACAUUUUGGAAUUAUUCCUUUUUGAUAUAUAGACAUUUCCCUUUGUAAGGUAACAAGUUAUCCAGAUUCAUCUUUACCAGCCCAUCUCCUGUUGAUUAGAAGUUUGAGUAUGAUGUUUCAUAGAAACAUAUAGCCAUUCGUUAGCAACUGCAGUAUUACUGACUGCUAAUAUACUUUACAUAAGCAUUCUUCAUUUAUAGCUUUUAAAGGGGAUAAACCUGGCCAGUCAGAGAGGUCUUUGAGGGGUGUAUACAUCACCUCCUCCAGUCAGAGCUGUUGUUGCCAAAUAUCAUAAUUUAAACAUGGUAGAAACCAUAUAAGCAGUGACUAACUGAAGAGUUUUCAGGAGUAUAGGUAUAUUGCAAAUGACAACACUGCCUGUAUCUGGUCUUACCUCACCACCUUAAAGCGAUAUUAUGUACAAUAAUGAUAAAUACAUAUUGCAAGUUUUAGCUUAUUUCUGCUUUUGUUCAUUUAGAUAUCAAAAGUUACCCAGUUUGCAAUUUUAGCAAAUAUUCAUUUAUAUAUAAAAAAUUUUUGAUGCACCUAGGAACAAUCCUAAUACAGAUAGGUAAUUAUUAGAUGUUCCAGUACUUUCUGGCCUUUAAGACCUAAAACUCCAGUCAAGUAUCAUGAACAACAAGUAAGAUAUUUUCUCAGGCAGCCUAUUGAUUUUUCUGGUAGGAUCAGAUCAACAUAUUAUAUGAGUGCAUGAAAAAAGAAAUAAAGCAAAGCUGAGCCAACCUGUUGAGCUCCUUGACAUCACUGAGACUUGAGAAGCCCUAUAAUAACAGCACAUUCAGGAAAUCAGUUACUUCAACAUUACCAGCUCACAGCCACCAUCGAGAGAUUCUGGGUUCUUUUCCAACUGCCAAAAGCUCUUCACCGUAUGUGUCUAGUAUGUAGUUCAGAUGUGUGACAUAAGGCAUGCUGAAAAGGAGUAAUCGAAGCAAAGUUAAGAUCUGCUUAGUCUCUUGCUGAAUUCAUUGCAUCCACCCUACUUAAGCAGAGAAAAAAAACCUGGUCAUUAAAAUCCUUUUCCUAGCCAUGACACAUUUGCACAUAUGUAAAACUGACUUUGGUAAGUCUGGCAUUGCAACAGAACAAAUCUCCUAGUGGCAGAUGCUCACAUUUUUUGUAUUAAGAAUAUGUUUACAGAUUUUAUCUUUCAAUAAAAAUGUUUUAGCCCCUAAAAUUUUAUCUCAGUGUAGUUGUAUCCAGAAACAUAGGUGGAUUUGGAUUAAAGUCACCUAUUACAAAAAGUAGUACAGCAACAAGAUCCACACAUUCAGAACUUGGCACAUUAGUCAUAAUGGUGAUGUUUUCUUUUUAUUCUUAUAAAUUUACUAAAUCAUUAAUUUGAAAAAAUUUUUUUUUUCAUUCAUCAUAGCUACCUAAAACUUGGAUACAUUGCCAAUGUUUGGCAUUCCAUAACAGUAAUUAUAAUAAUUCCCCAAUGUCAGAAUGUUUGUAUGAGUUCACAUUUUUGUUGGCAAUUUACUUUAUAAGCUUUCUAAUAUUGUACAAUUUUUAAUCUAAAAUAUAGAAUAAAUAUCAUGUUUAUAUCCAAAUGGAUUAUUAUCAGUUAUAAUUUAAGCCAAAAUGCAACUAUUUUAGUAUUAGUGCAGAAGAAAAGCAGUUUCUAAUAAACUAUAAUUUUAAAGUAUAAAAUCUAAAAUUUUCAAGAUGUUUUAUCUAUUUGUUUUUAACAUUUAUAAUAAUUUUCUACUUUUAGCACUACCUGUUUUUUGCCAAGCUAGAUAACUGCUUUAUUUGAACUGUAUUAUACUUUCCAACCCUUAUCCUACUUAGAAAUGAAUAACUAAUAGCUUUACUCUGUAUUUAGUUACUUUUAUUGUAUAGUAAAAUAUUCAUAUUGGGA